AAAAACAUUAAAAAGUAUUAAAAAGUUUACAAAAAAAAAAAAAUAUUUAAAAGUGAUCUGUGAAAAACUACAUUAAAAAUGUUACCAGAGCGAAAUAUUUUUUGGAUGUUUUUAAUUUUCUUUGGUAUCUGUCAGCAUGCAUAUUCCGCGACGUUGAGGUGCUAUAAAGGAUCUCUGAACAACUACAUAGUAACCCAGCUAGACAACCCUCUACCGCUGGCCAAGUCUCCGUGCAUAGACCGGAGUCUACCAACUGUCUUCUACACGUUCGGAUACCGCGGCCGCGCCGGCGGGCCCGCCACUACCGCAGUUAUAUCCGCCUACCUAGCCAGGAAGAAGAGGAAUGUAAUUCUGGUGGAUUGGGAGGCAGAAGCCAAGAGUGGUGUGCUCGGUAUACCGCUGGGUUACGUGUUGUAUGCAGUUCCUAAUGCUAAAAAGGUCGGCGAUGAAAUGGGCAGAGCUCUUGUCCAGUUGGCGAGAGCUGGCCUCAACAUGACGCAUGUUCAUCUGCUGGGCCACUCCCUCGGGGCCCACCUGAUGGGCUACGCUGGGAGGAAGGCCAGGGAGAAUGGGUUUAUUGUCCCUAGGAUCACAGGACUAGAUCCAGCACGAGCCCUCUUCGAAGGCACGUUAGCCGUCCACAGCGGCUUGGACCGCACGUGCGCCAAGUUUGUGGAUGUGAUCCACAGUGACCCCGGUGGCUACGGCACCAGUCAGCCUGGAGGAUCGGUGGACAUCUGGCCCAACUACGCUGGCAGCGGGGUCGCUCAGCCUGGGUGUCCUGAGGGCAGCUUUGAGAUGUUCAGUCCCCAAGACCUGUGCAGUCACGACCGGGCAUGGCGGUACUUCGUGGAGUCGCUGUCCUCCCCAACCGCGCUGAUGGCGGUCAGUGCUGCGUCUUACGAGAGCUGGGCGGCGAAAGAAGUCAACAUCAACAACACUAUCUUCAUCGGAGACUUGACUAGCACCAGGGCACGCGGCAAUUACUUCCUAUCGACGGAACCCAAAGCACCCUUCGGCAAGGGUCAAGAAGGCAUGUUGGCUGACUCCAACCAGACCAGGAAGCGAAGGAACCCUUCCCUCGCGACUAUACUGAGGUACCUCAGGUGAUACCUACUGAGGGUAGUCGGGGAAACCAGAAGGACGCUAUACAGUGUUGCCAGUGUAAUUAUUUAUAAAUAGUGCGGUAGAAUACUUAGUUUUAUUUUUCCGACUGAUUUUGUUUCAAGUUUUUUAAUUCGAAUAAAGUACUAGG
Molecule: messenger RNA, 1255 nt
Organism: Pectinophora gossypiella (pink bollworm)
Lineage: Eukaryota; Metazoa; Arthropoda; Insecta; Lepidoptera; Gelechiidae
Product: phospholipase A1-like
Exons: 7
Coding region: 79-1110 (343 amino acids)
Molecular function (GO): lipase activity
Source: RefSeq, a predicted model, not a curated record